Messenger RNA from Leptosia nina, 486 nucleotides. NCBI's taxonomy places the organism in Eukaryota, Metazoa, Arthropoda, Insecta, Lepidoptera, Pieridae. The record is from the annotation of a GenBank genome assembly.
AUGGCUCACAAAAUGAAAGAUGUAGCCAAAAAGUUUUUACUUCUCGGUCAAUGUGUUCCCACAGUGAAACAAAAUGCAACAAAAAUACGCGUGAAGAGGUUAGAAUUAGACGAAAAUUUGCUAAUGUAUUUUAAUAAAGAUGAAUUCUACUACUGCCACGAUCCAAACAAAAUGUGUAAAACUGGUGAUAUAGUCUUGAUAAAAAUGCUCCCUCAUAAAUUAACUAAAUUAAUAACACACGAAGUACAAGAGGUCGUGUAUCCCUUUGGUGAUGUAACAGAUCCUGUUACUGGAAAGAAAGUAGCCAAAGCAAGGUACCGUGAGGACAUCGACAGAGAAGCAGAAUUAUAUGGUAAACUGCAAUCUGCUUUUGACUACGAUAAAGCACCAGCAAGAGGCUGGCAAGAAGGAAAGAAAGAUUUCACAGCAAAACCUACCUAUACAGGUUUCCAUGUAUUUGAUGAAAAGGAUCCCUACGCAAUAUAA